AUGACUGCAAACUCGACAAUUCAUAUGUGGAAUUUGACGAUCAAUGCUAGCACCCGGUUUCCGUCAAAUUCGACACCAAAUGCGCCACCGUUCGCAGGAGUGCCUCAACUGUACGUUAUCCUUGGUACGCUCUUCUUCUCCUUAAUUAUCGUGGCUGGUUUGUUUGGGAAUGCUCUUAUAGUAGCGACACUUUCUCGUUGGCGGGAAAUGAGAACACCAUGCAAUUUACUAAUCGCAAACAUCUGUGCCGCAGACUUGGGAGUUUGUGUUCUUGCGGCACCACUAAGGAUCAUCGAAAUUUAUCAUGGUUGGCCUUUCGGUGAUGUGCUGUGUCAAAUAUUUUUACCCCUCCAAGAUGUUUUCGUAUGUGUCUCAGUAGUCACACAGACCGUGAUCGCUCUGGAGAGGCAUCGAGCCAUUGUCUCGCCCUUCAAGCCGACACUUACUCUCCGACGCGUCAGUAUGGUAGUUCCAGCAGUGUGGGUGGCCUGUUAUGUGACAGCCGGUGUUCCGAUGCUACUUUUCAUCAAGGUCACUUUGUUUCCCGAUGGGAAGUUCUAUUGUUUUCCAGUUUUCUCCAAUAAAGGUUACAGAAUCGCGUACGAGAUGUAUCUGGUGAUUUUGUUCAUAACUUUACCCCUGGUGGUUCAGAGUCUGGCAUACUUUGACAUCAUCCGUUUACUCAGAGCAAAAGACGAAAUCGAGGCGAGAAGUGAAUCCUUUCUGCCGAACUCUUCCAUGAAGAAAACGAUAAAUGAUCGCCUCCGACAGAAAAAGCACCUGGUUAGGAUUCUAGUGGUGUUGAUGUUGGCUUUCCAAAUUUGCUAUCUUCCUCGUGGUGUGAUCAUGUUACUGACUGAAUUUAGCCCAGAAACAACGUCGAAGCCAGACUUCAACUAUGUAAACCUUAUUACAUUGGCGAUGUACUACAUCAAGCACGUGAUCAACCCAGUAAUUCUUUUAGCGAUGAGCAAAGAUUUUCGUUCCGGUUGCUUAAACAUUUGUUCAUCGGGAGGCAAACAAUUGCCGUUCAUGCGAGGCAGCCGUUAUUCGAGUAGUCGUCAAGCUACGAUGCGAAGCUCUGCCCGGAGCAGGAGAUAA
Pocillopora verrucosa is the source of this 1101-nucleotide messenger RNA. The record is from RefSeq and is a predicted model, not a curated record. Lineage: Eukaryota; Metazoa; Cnidaria; Anthozoa; Scleractinia; Pocilloporidae.